Acanthamoeba castellanii str. Neff is the source of this 1116-nucleotide messenger RNA. RefSeq lists its product as uncharacterized. Lineage: Eukaryota; Discosea; Longamoebia; Acanthamoebidae. The transcript has 5 exons. The annotation marks the transcript as partial. The record is from RefSeq and is a predicted model, not a curated record.
AACGCGUUGGUGGUAGGCAAGGGCCGCGAGUUCCUGGCGGCGCUGCUCAUCGUCGACGUGGCCCUCAUGAAACGCGCUGCCAAGAAGCGCAACUGUCUCCCCAAGAAAUUGCUCGGCAGCACGGAUUUCCAGGCGCAGCUCAAGGCCAUCGCGGAAACCGAGGCCAUGACGGCGACGGGUCUCAAGAAGUGGUCCAUCGUACCCCGGUCCCUGACCAUCAAGCGCAAGUGCGUCAUGCGCGCGUUCUACGAGAACGGGCAGGCGAGAGAGGACCAGGGGCGGGACGAGGACGACUCCGAGGCGGCCGGACGCAAGAACGGGAAGCUCACCGACGGCACCUUCUACAAGAAGCUCCCCGACGGCUCCUACGAGAAGACCAACCUCAAGCAGGCCACCGUCGAAGACAUGGAGAGGCAACUCAUGCAGGCCAUGAAGGAGAUCCGAGAGCUCGCCAAGAAGAUCAAGACGCUGCAGGAGCAGAACGCGGAGGACGAGAACGCGAUCAAAGCCAAGGAGGCCGUCGCCAAGAAGCUCGACCUCGAACUCGACGCCCUCGCCGGCGUGCCCACCACCACCUCCACCUCAGCCCACCACCACCACCACCGCACCACCACUGCCUCGUCGUCGUCGCCCGCCGCUGCCUCGUCGUCCGCUUCGUCGUCGCCGGUGGUGGCCACGCGAGCCGUUGCGAGUGGCGGCGAAGAAAAGGCCGGCGAAGUUGUGGCGGCGGUGACGUCAGCAGCGGAUGACGUGGCGCCGGCCGCGACGAAGAAGAGCGGCCGGAGCCGCUACGAGCGCCGGUCGUCGCCCCACUACAACGCCGCCAAGAGCAACAGAGAGAAGGAGAAGGUGGAGAAGGUGGAGAAGGACCACAAGGAGAAGGGCGAAGGCGGCGGCGGCGGCGGCGGUGGUAGUGGCAUCAAGGUGGAAAAGGACCACAAGGAGAAGGAAGACAAAAAGAAGGCAGUCGUGGAGGAGAAGGUGGAGGAGGAGAGCGGUAAGAUCGCGGGCUUACUGAAGCCGGGGAAGAAGCGGGAGAGGAGCGUGAGGCAGAAGCGGCUGUCCGAGCGCGCGGACCACGUCGCGGCCACCAACAAGGGCGGCAACAGCGACUGA